This is a messenger RNA of Mucor mucedo, 1455 nucleotides long. Its product is annotated as GATA zinc finger-domain-containing protein. The coding region runs from base 196 to 1185 and encodes 329 amino acids. The record is from RefSeq and is a predicted model, not a curated record. The transcript has a single exon. NCBI's taxonomy places the organism in Eukaryota, Fungi, Mucoromycota, Mucoromycetes, Mucorales, Mucoraceae. Gene Ontology annotation, molecular function: RNA polymerase II cis-regulatory region sequence-specific DNA binding; zinc ion binding; DNA-binding transcription factor activity, RNA polymerase II-specific. Gene Ontology annotation, biological process: negative regulation of transcription by RNA polymerase II; positive regulation of transcription by RNA polymerase II.
AAAAAUAUAUAUAUUCUUUGAAAGAUUGGUCGAUUUAGAACGUUUCUUCACCACGCUCCUCCCUUUCCUCCACCAACUUAAAACUAAAAACCUCUUUUUUGUUUUUAUUUAAACGUUCUAGUAACGUUUUUAUUUUAUAUUUUUUCUCUUUUUUAAUUCAAAAAAAAAACUUGACCCCCUACACUUUUUUACACUAUGACCGAACAAAACGAUUAUUUACUUUUAUCGUCUGAUAUCUUUGGAAAAGACCAGUCGCUUUCUCAUUUUCUUCAAGACAAUAACGAGUUUCCUUCUCCAGCUUCUUCAACGGAUACCCUUGAUAGUCCCAUCAUGAUGAACAACUUAUCAAUUGACCCAACUGUAUUGCAAAACCUGCCAAUGUCGGUUCUCCAAUCUCUUGCUGCCAUGUAUCAGCAAAAUGAUUUGUCCACAGAGAACUCAUUUGAACAGUUUGUCAAGUUUGAAGAAGACAACAGCAUUGCUUCCAUCGGUGAAUCCCCCGCUCCUAUCGCUGUUGCUCCCAACGCUACUGCUGUUGUUCCUACUGGUCAAAAACCUAAAGCUUACCGUCCUCCACGUCAAUUAGAAUGUCACAAUUGUCACGUCACAAAGACUCCGCUCUGGCGUCGUACUCCUGACAGAGCUCAUUCUCUUUGUAAUGCAUGUGGUCUCUACUAUAAGCAAUAUGGUACUCAUCGUCCGCUCCAUGUUCGUCAAAAGCAACAAUCAAGCAAGCCAUCCUCCCCUGCCCCUGUCUCUCCCAUUCAAUCUCCUCAACAAUCUGCUGAUGUUGAUAUGCGUCCUCAACAACAAUGUAACAGCUGUCAACAAACCAACACUCAGCUCUGGAAGAAUAGUGAAAAUGGUGAGUCUCUCUGUAACUCUUGUGGUAUCUAUCAACAACAGCAACAACAAAGUCCAUUGAAGCGUCGUCGUGAAAGCGAACAUGAUUUGAUGAACAAGAGACAGAGUAUUGAUAUGCCUGCUUUAUUCCCUGCUACACCUGUUAUGCCACCCUCUCCUCCUUCUGUUGCUGCGCAAUCAAAGGAAUGGGCCGAAAUUGAUGAUACACGAUUCAAGACUUUACUUUCUCGUAUGAAUGCUCAACAAAUGCAUGGUUUUUUGGGUAUGCUUGAACGUCGUUGUUCAAUUUUACGUUCUAUUCUUGUACCUCAACAAGAAUAAAAAUAGCCCCUCUUGUGUAUAUCUUUUUCUCUUUUUUUUUCUCUUUUUUUUUUAAUUUUCUUCACCCCACGGUUUCUUUCCUCAACGAAAGUUUCCCUUGUACAUGUUCAACACAUCUGUAGUUCUUUUUUUAAACAAAAAGCUACACCCCCAUCUUUAUUUUUAUAUUUGUAUCUUUUUUUUUUUCCAUACUUCUUUUUAAUUUCACUUACCCCCAAUACCGUUCAACACUUAUUUACAAAAAAAAUAAAUGGCGAUUACUCCACCAAA